GCAGCCGCCGGCGCUCCCGGGGAGCCGGAGCCGGAGCCAGCGCGCGGGUGUGCGGGCCGCAGAGGUCCUGCGGGCGGAAGUGCGGCAGCGGUGUGGGCGGAGGUGCGGGCCGGGCCCGGGUCGGACCCCGCGGGGACGGCCGCCUCCCCGCGCCCGCCGCGCGCCCGCCGGCCCUUCUCUGGCGCUGAGCGCGCCCCGGAGGACGGGGUCGCCGCUCGGGGGCAGCGCGACUGAGCCCGGCGCCCGGGCCCAGGAGGAGGGGCUGCCUCGCCACCCAGAUCGGCCGGGCGAGCGCAGGCGGGAGCAGCGGCCCUUGGCAGGCCUCCGCCUCCUCCUCCUCCUCCCCCUUCCCCCGUUCCUCCUCUGGCGCCAGCCCCCGGCGCGCCCAGCCGGAACCCGGCGAGCGCGGGGCGGAGGAGAGGCGAGCGCGCAGAGCUGGCGGGCCCCGCCGCGGCCCCCGCGGCCAUGUCGGCCGAGGAGAUGGUGCAGAUCCGCCUGGAGGACCGCUGCUACCCGGUGAGCAAGAGGAAGCUCAUCGAGCAGAGCGACUACUUUCGCGCGCUCUACCGCUCCGGCAUGCGCGAGGCCCUGCGCGCCGAGGCGGGCGGCCCCGAGGUGCAGCAGCUGCGCGGCCUGAGCGCGCCGGGCCUGCGCCUGGUGCUGGACUUCAUCAACGCCGGCGGCGCCCGCGAGGGCUGCUGGCUGCUGGGCCCGCGGGGGGACCAGGGCGGCGGCGGCGCGGCCGACGAGGAGGACCUGGACGAGGCGGGCCUGCUGUCCGAGCUGGUGGAGGCGGCCUCCUUCCUGCAGGUCACGUCGCUGCUGCAGCUGCUGCUGUCCCAGGUGCGGCUCACCAACUGCCUGGAGCUGUACCGCCUGGCGCAGGUGUACGGGCUGCCCGACCUGCAGGAGGCCUGCCUGCGCUUCAUGGUGGUCCACUUCCACGAGGUGCUGUGCAAGCCCCAGUUCCACCUCCUGGGCUCCCCCGCGCAGGCCCCCGGGGACGUCAGCCUGAAGCAGAGGCUGAGGGAGGCCCGGAUGACGGGGACGCCCGUCCUCGUGGCCCUGGGGGAUUUCCUGGGGGGGCCCUUGGCCCCGCACCCCUACCAGGGGGAGCCCCCGUCCAUGCUCAGGUACGAGGAGAUGACGGAGCGUUGGUUCCCGCUGGCCAACAACCUUCCUCCCGACCUGGUGAACGUCCGGGGCUACGGGUCUGCCAUCCUGGACAACUACCUCUUCAUCGUGGGCGGCUACAGGAUCACCAGCCAGGAGAUCUCCGCCGCGCACUCCUACAACCCCAGCACCAACGAGUGGCUCCAGGUGGCCUCCAUGAACCAGAAGAGGUCUAACUUCAAACUUGUGGCCGUUAAUUAUAAACUCUACGCCAUCGGCGGGCAGGUCGUGUCCAAUGUCGAGUGUUACAAUCCCGAGCAGGAUGCGUGGAAUUUUGUCGCGCCCUUACCCAAUCCUCUGGCUGAGUUCUCUGCGUGCGAGUGCAAGGGGAAAAUCUAUGUCAUUGGAGGAUAUACGACCAAAGACCGGAACAUGAACAUUCUGCAGUACUGCCCCUCCGCCGACAUCUGGACCCUCUUUGAAACGUGCGACGUCCACAUCCGCAAGCAGCAGAUGGUGUCGGUGGAGGAGACCAUCUACAUCGUGGGGGGCUGUCUCCACGAACUGGGGCCCAACCGGAGGAGCAGCCAGAGCGAGGACAUGCUCACCGUGCAGUCCUACAACACUGUCACCCGGCAGUGGCUCUACCUCAAGGAGAACACGUCCAAGUCGGGCCUCAACUUGACUUGCGCGCUGCACAACGACGGCAUCUACAUCAUGAGCAGGGACGUGACCCUGUCCACCAGCCUGGAGCAUCGCGUGUUCCUCAAGUACAACAUCUUCGCCGACAGCUGGGAAGCAUUCAGGCGUUUUCCAGCCUUUGGACACAACCUGCUGGUGUCCUCUCUUUAUCUGCCCAAUAAAACGGAAACAUGACUGAAGCGGCUUAGCAGUUACAAGAAGCCUGGUUCAAGACAAAAAAUGAGACUAGGGCUCCAUUUCCAGGGAGGCUGACUUCAUAGGUCACAUAGACAACAGCUGUAAAUAAGCUUACUUGAACUAAUUACUUGAAAACUUGUGGAGAAAGAGAGACCAACACUAUUAUUUUUUUAAUUAUUUGGUUUUUAAAUUAUGGGAGCAAACCCAUGACCAUGUUUUCAUCCAGCUAGGAUAACCGUGAGCCAGUGACUAAAACUGAUCAUUGAAAAGAAGAUGCAUUGUGUUUGCUUCGUAAAGGGCCAAAGUCAGUAAUUGGUGAGAAUGGUAAAGAUGAUUUUAAAAUCUGUUUCAUUUCAGUCACUUGAAAUAUCCUAAUACCGUAAGUGAGAGUGUUUUUUUGUUGUUAUUGUUGUUUAUUAAUUUACUUGACAAACAGUUGUAUUAACACUAUAGUUUCCACCUUUCCCCCAAUUAUAACCAUGCAUAUAAUGUUCAGAUACCUUAUUUGCACACUACCUUCCAGGAAACAUACAGUGAUGGAACUCUACAGUGAAGCCUUGCAAGCCUCCAAAACUUGCAUAAAAACGUCCUCAGUGCUUUUUCCAGUCUUAUUUUGCAAUUAUAAAAUGCUGAGUAAAUAGGCAGAUAUAAGCCCUUAUUUCAUUUAUGUGGCAGGUAGCAGAUAUAUGGCCAGAGAAGUUGCAUUGCUUAUUGAAUAGAGGAUAUAUUAUUUAGAAGGAUGCAUCCAUAUAUUGAUAUAUUUUAAAGUGGAGUCGUAAAUUCAGAGGGGAAGAAAGCACCCAAUAAGAAAAAUAACCACCUUUUAAGAGUUACUUUGAUUGAAUGUAUUUGACUUAGUUCUUUCUUUUUAAGACUAAAAAAAUAAUAAUAAUAACCUUAUCCUAUUUAGACCAAGCAUCUUUCUAAUUUACUUUUAGCCUUUGAAUUCACGCUUUGCUUUGGUGGGGUAGGGUGAGGGAAGCUGUGAACGGCUUGCGCUGGAGAGCGGGGACGAGGCUCCGACAGAGGCGGUGUGGCAGCUGGGGCUAUUUCUGAAGUUGGGUAAGGAGCUCUACUUGAUUGUUCAAUCCUAGGGAGCCCAGUUCAAGCAGUUGCGUGUUUUUAAUAAGUCAGUUAACAGUGGAUAAAAGCUUCUGCCCAUCAUAGAUCAGCAUUUCUUAAAAAAGACACACAUACUUACAGGAAAUUUGUUUUGAUUGGAAAACACUUUCUGAACUUCUCUGAUCUUUUGUAACGGAACCAGGUCAGCGGUGCACUGGAUUCCACCCUAACAUUCCAGUUAGCGCGCCUCCCUCCAGGAGAGCUGGCAGGAAAGCGGACAGGGUCAUGCAAGCUCAUCACCGCAGAUGCUUCCCACGUGCAGACGGGGUCUCGGGAGCCGCUGCUUCAACAGUGCCUGUCUUCCAGGGCUCACUCCAGGGUGUCUACAGUCGUGGCCGCCUGGCAUAUUUAAAAUGAGGGUCUGGCUGUAAAAACUAUUUGCACAACUUUUCAGGAACACUGCUAGGUAAAGUGAGGUAAGCCUUUAUUGUGGAGACAGAUCUUUGUAUCUUGUCACCAACUAGUCCUAUGAUAGAACACCCCUCAGUACUCAGAAAUCUAUUUAAGGGUUUCUAAGCCAUAUCCGUUUAUUCUCAAAUAUGUAGCCUUUUAUUUUUUUGCGCUGAAAUCUUCCUGGGAAUGGUACUUUAACACUAGGUUUAUAUUACUUUAUAUUCAUUAUAGAAUUGAAUUUCUAGUGACCUAUAAUUUUAUUACAUGUAUUUUAAAAAAUAUAAUUUAUUUUAGAUAGUGUUAACUUCUGUUGCUACAGAGCUUAACUUGUUAAGGCUUGACAUUUUGCAUUUAGAAGAUUCUGGCCAGUUGAAUUAGUUCUAGAUGAGCAAUUGGAUAUUAGCUUGUAAAUAUUAUAUGAACAAUGUUAGUCCUGCCAACUAGUUCCCUUCCUGAUUACAUUCUUUGGGUCCGUUUUCCUAAUUCCAACAACUAGAUUCUUGGCCCAAGGGAAGGCAUACUCUAAUCCACAAAGCUCUUUUUAUAAAUCAGGUUUGCUUUGUAUGUACAUGUGCCCCCCCCCCUUUCUCUCUCUCACUGUCUCUCUCUCUCUCUCUCUCUUUCUCUCACUGUGUGUGUGUGUGUGUGUGUGUGUGUGUGUGUGUGUGUGUGUAGGCUGGGAUAUUAUAAUUCUCUCUAAGAUAUGCUGACUUUUCAUAAGGUUUUGUUGCUCUGGACUGCCAGCAGUGUGUGCAAGGUGGAAUGUCCAAUAGGAAUGGACCAGUGGAUUGGGACACCCUCCUUCCUGCAGUGCACAUGAGCUGUGUUGAUAUUUUGAGGGUCAUUUUAAUUUAGCUCUGUUUCCGUGUUGGGGCCAAGGUUCCAGUGAAGAUUACCUAUGUGAAAACUGAUGUUGCUUUGAAAAUCUCCCCUCACCUCCAGGAUUUUGCUCUUUGAUAUUAUCCCUUGGUUUUCUUCCUUUCUCUAAAGGCAUUUUCUUUUCUGAGAUACUU
Molecule: messenger RNA, 4520 nt
Organism: Pipistrellus kuhlii (Kuhl's pipistrelle)
Lineage: Eukaryota; Metazoa; Chordata; Mammalia; Chiroptera; Vespertilionidae
Gene: KLHL42
Product: kelch like family member 42
Exons: 3
Coding region: 466-1989 (507 amino acids)
Molecular function (GO): protein binding
Source: RefSeq, a predicted model, not a curated record